AUGGCGUACCGGGAGUUGGAGCUGACCCUCCUGUCAGCGCAGGAGCUGAAGAGCGUGAACCUGAUCACGCGCAUGCACGUGUACGCCGUGGUGAGCAUCUCGGGCGACCCACUAACACGGCAGUGCACGGCGCCGGACACCUACGGCGGGCGGAACCCGUGCUGGCACGCGACGUUCCGGUUCGCGGUCCCCCCGACGGCGGCCGGCGCGUCGCUCCACGUGCUGCUCCGCACCGAGCGGUUCCUCGGCGACCGCGACGUGGGCGAGGUCGUCGUCCCGCUGUCCGACGUCCUCGCCGGCGCGACCGGCGUCGGCCCCCAGCCACCGCAGGUCGCGUCGUACCAGGUCCGGAAGCUCCACCGGUGGGAGCCCCGCGGCGUGCUCAACGUGUCCUACCGCCUCGGCCCCGUCGUGGCCCCGGUGGUGGAGCGGGCCACGGACAAGCCGGCCGUCAGCUUCGAGGCCGCCUAUGCGCCUGUGGGCGUGCCACGGCAGCCGUCACAUCAUCAGUCCUCUGCCGUUGCGUACCCGGCGCCAGCUCGUCCGGCCGGCCGUGUCGCCGCCGAGCACGACGAGGCGGCUCAGAAGAAGUCACCCGUCGUCAUGGCCUACCCGGUGGGCAUGCCGCAGCAGGCGUCGCAUCCCCCGGCGAAACCGGAUGCGUACCGGCCGCCGACGCCGACGCCGACUCCGGCUCCGGCUCCGAGGAACGGAGGGAGCAACGGGCUGGGCCAGGCGGGCCCAACUCAUGUCUAUAUGGGCCCCCAUACUCAGAUCAUCUUCGUCGGUGCCCCUACCACCACCGCCGGUCCAAGAACGACGUCCGCCGCUCCUCGAUCCACCAUCAGCCCAGCAGGGAAGAAUGAUGAGUUCAUGUCCGUCAUCAGCCCGAGAACAAAGGAACAGCAGCGGGCAGCGAGCAGUCCAGUUGCUGCACCCUCUCACCGCCUGGAUGCUUCCCCGUUUUCCUCCCGCAGCUCCUCCUCCUCGUCACCGCUAUCGCCUUCCUCCCCUUGCUCCUCCUACUCGGCUCAUCCUUCCACCGCCACUUCUCCCCACCCGCCGGCCGACGCCGAGGUUACUCAUGGCACCAACAAUACUUUCCGCUCUACCUCCUCUCGUGGAGCAGCCAUCCCUUCGCCAUUGCCUUGGUCCUCACCUACGGUACCUAACCACUCUCGCGGAGCAGCCGUCUCUUCACCAUUGCCUUGGUCCUCCCCUCUGACACCUAACCCACUCUAG
Molecule: messenger RNA, 1242 nt
Organism: Miscanthus lutarioriparius
Lineage: Eukaryota; Viridiplantae; Streptophyta; Magnoliopsida; Poales; Poaceae
Source: the annotation of a GenBank genome assembly